UUGCACUUCUUAAGAAAGGAACGUGGGUGCACCUUUUGUCUGUGGCAAUAAAAUCUAUCACGUAUGCAAACUAAAUUGUGGCGAUCUGUUUAUUAAUACCCAAAACUCAACACAUACAACAUAAAUAGAAGGAUUUUAUUUAUUACUUAAUAAAGAAUACCCAAAUUAGUUAACUUUUUAAUUCGUUUUCUAAUAUAUUUAGUCAACUUUGCACAUUCAAUACAUUACCAAAAAACAUGAGUCUGAAAUUGUACUAUGAUUUAUUAUCACAACCAAGUAGAGCUUUAUAUAUAUUUUUAAAAGUUAGCAACAUACCGUUUGAAAGUAAAAAAAUAAAUUUGGGUAAAAUGGAACAGCAUAAUGCAGACUAUCAAAAGAUCCACCCAUUUAAAAAAGUUCCUGCCAUCACACACAAUGGUUUUAAUAUAAUUGAAAGCAUUGCGAUAUUCAGAUAUAUCUGCAGAGAAUUUAAUGUAGAUGAUCAUUGGUAUCCUAAGGAUUCAAAAGCCCAGGCUAAGGUUGAUGAAUACCUCGAAUGGCAACAUCUUAAUACAAGGCUGUUUUGUGCUUCGUAUUUUUUACAACAGUAUUUGACGCCAAUGUUAACUGGCGAACCGGCAAAGCCUGAAAAAAUAAUGCCAUACAAAGAGCGUUUAAAUGAUAAUCUCGAUCUUUUGGAGAAUGUUUGGUUACAAAAUACGCCCUUUUUAGUCGGUUCUGAAAUCAGUAUCGCCGACCUUGUCGGCUCGUGUGAAGUAGAACAAGUUCGUGUAGGUGGUUACGAUCCCUGGGAAGGUAGGCCACGCCUAACCGCUUGGAUGAAAAGGGUCUCGGAGGAAACGAGUCCUCAUUAUCAAGAUGCUCAUGUGUUUCUCAAUAAGUUAGUAAAUAAGACAAAAGAAAGCACAUUGAAAAGCAAAUUUUAACAAUCUUGAAUUUUUGGAUUCACAUAUACAAAUGGAUUACAAUAUCGCAAGCAUUGUUCAAAUCUUUUCUACAUCUUGAAUGCAGAGAAGACAGUUUAUUGAAAUGUUUAGAAAUCUCGCGUAUUUAACCUAGGAGGAAUUAUUUUUCUAUUCGACUGAUUGAAAUAAAUUAAAAUAAAAAUUUUGAAAGAAAUUCCUCGAAGAAAUUCAAAGGAUUCUAACAAAUCCUUUAUCGUAAAUCAUUUGCUACGUUUCAGGUACACACAGGAUGUGUUUACACAUUUAAUCGUUUUUUUUUGUUGGUGUUAUGCAUUUAAAGCUGUGUAUACAUUUAUUACGUAAUUUUGUAAUGUACACUUGCAUAGCUUUCAUGCAUCUCAUUACAUGGCUAUCUACUUUCAUGUUUUAUUAAAGCAUAAUACAAAGUAAUAUUUUAA
Messenger RNA from Colletes gigas, 1363 nucleotides. Its product is annotated as glutathione S-transferase theta-1-like. The record is from RefSeq and is a predicted model, not a curated record. The coding region runs from base 237 to 926 and encodes 229 amino acids. Gene Ontology annotation, biological process: glutathione metabolic process. NCBI's taxonomy places the organism in Eukaryota, Metazoa, Arthropoda, Insecta, Hymenoptera, Colletidae. Gene Ontology annotation, molecular function: glutathione transferase activity. The transcript is spliced from 5 exons. Gene Ontology annotation, cellular component: cytoplasm.